This is a messenger RNA of Candida tropicalis MYA-3404, 1728 nucleotides long. RefSeq names its product alpha-glucosidase. Lineage: Eukaryota; Fungi; Ascomycota; Pichiomycetes; Serinales; Debaryomycetaceae. Gene Ontology annotation, molecular function: alpha-amylase activity. The record is from RefSeq and is a predicted model, not a curated record. The transcript has a single exon. Bases 1 to 1728 code for a protein of 575 amino acids. Gene Ontology annotation, biological process: oligosaccharide catabolic process.
AUGACUAUUGACUAUACUUGGUGGAAAGAUGCCACUGUUUAUCAAAUCUGGCCAGCUUCUUUUAAGGAUUCAAACGGUGACGGUAUUGGUGAUAUUCCUGGUAUUAUUACUGAAUUGGACUACCUCAAGGAUUUAGGAGUUGAUAUUAUCUGGUUGAGUCCAAUGUACAAAUCUCCAAUGGAAGAUAUGGGUUAUGAUAUCAGUGAUUAUGAAGACAUCAACCCAGACUUCGGUACUUUGCAAGAUAUGCAAAAUUUAAUUGAUGGUUGCCACGAAAGAGGCAUGAAAAUCAUCUGUGACCUGGUUCUUAAUCAUACUUCUGCUGAACAUGAAUGGUUUAAAGAAUCGAGAUCUUCAUUGGACAACCCAAAGAGAGACUGGUAUAUCUGGAAGAAACCAAAAUAUGAUGCUGAUGGUAACAGACAACCACCAAACAACUGGUUAUCUUAUUUCUCUGGUUCCGCAUGGACUUAUGAUGAAAAAACUGGUGAAUAUUAUUUAAGAUUAUUUGCUAAUGGUCAACCUGAUUUGAACUGGGAGAAUGAAGAAUGUAGAAAAGCAAUUUAUGAUUCUGCAUUGAAAUUUUGGUUAGACAGAGGAGUUGAUGGUUUCAGAAUUGAUACUGCUGGUUUGUAUUCCAAACAUCAAUCAUUUGGCGAUGCUCCAAUUGUCUUUAAAGAUCUGAUUUAUCAACCAAGUGAAAAGUAUACUCAUACGGGUCCAAGAAUCCACGAAUUCCAUCAAGAAAUGAACAAAGAAGUUUGGUCUAAAUAUGAUAUUAUGACCGUUGGUGAGGUUGGUCAUUGUAAGAGAGAAGAAGCAUUGAAAUAUGUGAGCGCUGCUAGAAAAGAAAUGAAUAUGAUGUUUUUAUUUGAUAUUGUUGAAUUAGGUAGUGAUGACCAAGAUAGAUUCAGAUACUUGGGUUGGAAAUUGAAGGAUUUCAAAGAAGCCAUUCAAAUUCAAAGCGAUUUCAUUAAAGGUACUGAUGCUUGGUCAACUGUUUUCAUUGAGAACCAUGAUAAUGCUAGAUGCAUUUCGAGAUUUGGUGAUGACAGAAAAUACAGUGCUAAAAGUGGUAAAUUAUUGGCCACUUUACAAGCUACUUUGACUGGUACUUUGUUUAUCUACCAAGGUCAAGAAAUCGGAAUGACCAAUUUACCAAGAUCAUGGCCAAUUGAAGAAUACAAGGAUAUCAACACCAUCAACUACUACAAUGCUUUCAAGGAAAAAUGUGGUAAUGAUCCAGAUUUCAAAGAAAAGGAAGAGAAAUUAUUAGACGUUAUCAACUUAGUUGCUAGAGAUCAUGCUAGAUCUCCAGUCCAAUGGAAUUCUUCAGCCAAUGCCGGUUUUACUUCAGGUAAACCAUGGAUGAGAGUUAAUGACAACUAUAAAGAAAUCAAUGUUGAAGCUCAACAAAAGGAUCCAAAUUCAGUAUUGCAAUUUUAUGAAAGAUUAUUGAAAUUAAGAAAAGAAUACAAGGAUUUGUUCAUUUAUGGAUCAUUUGAAAUUUUAGAUUAUGAUAAUGAAAAAACUUUCACCUAUGUUAAAGAAUUACAAAAUGCUGAUUCACCAAAAGCUUAUGUUGUUCUCAACAUGUCUGGUGAUCAAGUUAAAUUUAACCCAUUGAUUAAAGGUGAUUUCAGAUUAAUUGUUUCCAACGUUUCUCAAUCAGAAUUAGUUGAAAACACUUUAACACCAUGGGAAGCCAGAGUUUACAUUGUUGAUUAA